AUGACGAACAAUAAAGAGAAUAUUACAAUUGUGAAGCCGAAAAGCCUGAGCAGAAAGAACUCUGAAUUAGACAUAGAAAAUCCUCUUUCAAUUCAAAGCCCAAGUAAGAGAAGACGUCGAGGACUCCUUGGAGUUUUCCCCCGCUUUAGGAAUAUUUCCGGAACUAGUAUCGACUCCGUUGAUGAGCGCGAAGAAAAAAGAGAGGAGAUGAUGACUUUUGAAGAGUUCCUCGGUCUCGGCGUAUCAAGGCAAGAGUCAUGCAGACAGUCGAAACGAAAGCGAAAGAUGCGCGCGAACGUUGUUACAGAGAUAGUAGAGACCGAACGAAGCUACGUUAAGAACUUGAAAGAGAUUCUCGAGGGUUACCGGCAGCCGGCUCUCUCCAACGAAAACUUUACUCAUGCGCAAAUCGAUCGCAUUUUCGGCAAUCUGGCGCAACUGUACUCAGUUCAGAAGGAUUUCCUCGCUCAGCUGGAGAGCGCCUUUGUCAAAGAUAAGCCCCAAAAUUCAAACAUUGGAGCUGUCUUUACUUCCCACGGAAAGCUACUGGAGAAGGAAUAUGUCAAGUACUGUCGCAAUUAUGGCGAUGCUAUUGUCGAACUGGCAAGGAUGGACACCUUGGAGGUCUUUUCAACUUUCUGGGAAAACUGUCGGAAAUCGCGAAAUCUGCCGCUCUUGAAACUUGCUGAUUUUCUUCUUCAGCCGGUCCAGCGUAUUUGCAAAUACCCGCUUCAUUUUACAGAGUUGUUAAAGUAUACAGAAGUCUACCACGGCGACUACCAGUCCUGCCAAUCAGCCGACCUAAUCAUGCGCGACCUCGCUCAGGUUGUAAAUGACCAGCGACGCGAGACCAAACAAUCCGAGCUCUCAAACAUCGAAAAUUGGACUGUGGAGGCCUCCUCCUCGCCUUCAAAGAAAGCGCAAUCAAGAGUGCUGUUCUCGUGCGACGUAAAGAAGGGACUCGACUCUCGCCGACUGAUCCUCAUUCCGGGCAAAAUUCUACUCUGCAAAAUCGAAGAAAAGACUAAUCUCAUCUUCGACGAGCAAAUUGACGUAAACCACUUGUCCGUCUCCUUCUCCGAGGAUAGUCUCCAAGUCGAGCUCAACUGCCACUUCAAAAAGUACACCCACGACGUCACUCUGGCUCUUAGCGACGAGAAAAGCUUCUCGCAACUGCGCAGUGAAAUCCAGCUCGAGCUCAAGUUCGCGAAUCCAACGGCGCUUGAUAACUGUCAUCAAGUGCUUCCGCUGCUGGAAAAGGCAAAGCCCGCUGCGCGCAAUUCCAUGUAUGUCUCUAGAACAGGCCCGGCGGAGCGGGUUGUUGUUCAGUUGGCGCUCACUUUUCGAAGUUGGAAAGUCCGCGCCGCACCGCUUUCAGAAGCCCCAGAUCAUCAGGCCGUCAGCCUGGUGAAAUCUGCUCAAUUUGCUCGGGAAGUGGAGUUCGUCGAAGCAAAAAUUCCACAAGGUCGUGGAUGA
Messenger RNA from Oikopleura dioica, 1476 nucleotides. Lineage: Eukaryota; Metazoa; Chordata; Appendicularia; Copelata; Oikopleuridae. The record is from the annotation of a GenBank genome assembly.